AUGGAGCACCCGGUGUUCGGCUGCCUGCGCAGCCCGCACGGGCCGGGCCCGGGGGGCCUGCACGGCUUCUCGCAGGCGGGGCUGGCCCUGGCCGGCCGCCCCUCGGAGCCCCUGGCCUACCCCGACCUGCCCCCGGUGCCGGUGCCCUCCUCCUCCUCCUCCUCCUCCUCCGCCGCCGCCUCCUCCUCCUCCUCCACGGCGGCGGCGGGGGCCUCCUCCUGCAUCAUCGCCGGCUACCCCCCGGACGAGGCCCUGUUCGGCAGCCAGCACCCCCGAGCCGGCCCCCACCACCCCCAUCACCACCACCACCACCACCACCAUCACCACCACCAUGCCCAGCACCCCCACCAGACUGUGCAGCCCGGCUGGCACCUGCCCCCGCUGGCCUCGCCCCCCGCCGCCGCCCGGCACAGCCUCUGCCUGCAGCCGGACUCCGGCCCGCCCCCGGAUUUGGGAAGCAGCCCCCCGGGGCUGUGUGCGAAUCCUGCCGGCCUGGGCACCGCCACCCCCACGCCCGCCUCCUGCGCCCCGGGCGACUACGGCAGGCAGGCCCUCUCCCCGGGGGAGACGGAGAAGAGGACGGGCAAGAGAAAGAGCGACAGCUCAGACUCCCAGGAAGGAAAUUAUAAAUCCGAAGUCAGUAGUAAACCCAGGAAGGAAAGAACGGCUUUCACCAAGGAACAAAUCAAAGAGCUUGAAGCUGAAUUUGCCCACCACAACUACCUGACGAGGCUGAGAAGAUACGAGAUUGCGGUGAAUCUGGAUCUUACUGAACGACAGGUGAAAGUUUGGUUUCAGAAUCGGCGGAUGAAAUGGAAGAGAGUGAAGGGAGGGCAACAGGGGGCAGCCGCCCGGGAAAAAGAACUGGUCAACGUGAAAAAAGGCACCCUGCUCCCCUCCGAGCUCUCCGGGAUCGGAGCCACCAACCUCCAGCACACAGGGGACUCGCUAGCGAACGACGACAGCCACGACAGCGAUCACAGCUCAGAGCACGCACACUUAUGAUACACACAAAGACGGGCCCCCUCCCCACCUCCCUCACCCCCGGCUCCGUUCUCAGGAAAGAAACCUUCCCGAUGAACUCUGCUAUCCAAGAGAGAUGACUCUGGCCUCUGCUUGUGAGGGUCACGGUUCCCCUUCUGGUUCCUCGGGGCCGUUUUCCUUAAUUUUCAGAGGGUUUACAAAAUAAGUGCCACUUCUUAAAAGUGCCUAUGGAGUCCUGAUGCAGAAGAUGGACUCGCUUUGAACAUUCCAGGUUUUUGGGUCAUGUUUAUGACAGUGGGCAGGUAAUUGUUUGCUUUCGCUUGCACUGAAAAUUUUAAUUGCUAUCAGGAGCAAAACCUGAGACUUUUCAUCCUGAACAACCGCAGGGCCAGAAAUCACUGGUUAGUGGGUAAGAAAUGUAUUUUAACUCUGUAUAUAUUUACCUUAUGGCAUUUUCCCGUUUUCACUAAUUUUUAGCAAUGCAUUCAUAUUAGCUGACGGCAAUCGACUUACGUGAUGACAAUCGGCUUCUUGUGUUUUUAUUGUUUGUUUUGUUGUCCCAGAGACAUUCAGCACAGGCUAAUUUCUGUUCGAAUAGAGAACAAUCCAGUAGUCUGACAGGACGUCCUCGUACCACAGACAAAACAAAUCUUAUGUUGCAUUUACUAUCAACUGCUGCUAAUAGGGUGUUAUAAACCUUACCUAGCUCUUCAUUUUUCUUAUUUUAUCGCUGCCAAAAAAAUUUUGUUUUAGGAUCAUAGGACAGUCAGUGAGCUCAGAGAAAGACUUUUUGUGAUGCCCAUCUCUGGGUUGAUUAAAAAAAGAAGAUAUUGCUGCAAUGCCAUCGUUGAGGAUGCUGGCAAACCCGGGCAUCAGCAAGAGGAAGUGUUUUCCUAGAAGCAAGUUGCAAAUCCAAGAAGAGCUCCUGGUGUUACAGAAACUGGAACUAUGAAGGAGAUUCUGAAUGGUCUCGGGUUUAAGUUCAGCAAAGAUAUUAUUAUUCCAGUUGUUGUGUGUACAUACAGAACAGCAAAACAUUUACA
Tachyglossus aculeatus (Australian echidna) is the source of this 2027-nucleotide messenger RNA. It is a transcript of the gene MEOX2, whose product is annotated as mesenchyme homeobox 2. Gene Ontology annotation, molecular function: RNA polymerase II cis-regulatory region sequence-specific DNA binding; DNA-binding transcription factor activity, RNA polymerase II-specific. Lineage: Eukaryota; Metazoa; Chordata; Mammalia; Monotremata; Tachyglossidae. Bases 1 to 1005 code for a protein of 334 amino acids. Gene Ontology annotation, biological process: positive regulation of transcription by RNA polymerase II. The transcript has 4 exons. Gene Ontology annotation, cellular component: nucleus. The record is from RefSeq and is a predicted model, not a curated record.